AUGAAUGACUUCCCCAUUGCCACCCAUGGACCAAGCACACUGGGUGUCCCAGCCCUCCCCACCCUCAGGGCCACAGUGUGCCUGGUGGCCCUGGUGGGGCUGAAGCCUGGCAGGGGCCUUGAGCAGAGACAGAGUCAGAACCCAGAAACUCAGUGGAACUGGGUUGCCCUGUACCCAGACCCCAGGCCUGCUGGUGCUAUCCAGCCUCUGCUUGGUUCCUUCCGGGACGGGGCAUCUCCACUGCCCACGGCAGCCCAGCAGCCUCUCAGCUCCUUCUCUGGGGUCCCAGCCAGGGGCCUGGUCACCAGGAGGAACUGCUCCAGCACAGAGAACACCUCAUGCAGCUGCAGCAAAGGCCACUUCUGUGACGCACAGGACGGGGACCACUGCAUCGUGUGCCGGCCCCACACCGUCUGCCAGCCUGGCCAGAGGGUGCUGGAAAGAGGCACCGAGAGCCAGGACACGGUGUGUCAGGACUGCCCACCAGGGACCUUCUCUCUCAACGGGACCCAGGAGGAAUGCCAGCCCUGGACCAGGUGCAAUGCUUUUCUUGAGACAGAAGCAGGACCUGGGACCAGUCGCACAGAUGUCACCUGCUCCUCCUGGAGGCAGGGCCUUUUAUGGAGCAGUCUGUUGGUCUUUACUGUUCUUUGCAUACUUGGCAUCAUAGUCUAUGCAUGUGUGACCAGAAGAAGGGCAUCCAGAGAGCAACACAGUUCAACACUGCCGUCACUCUGGACCAAAAGUUUCCCAUCUCAGCGACCAUCCACCAUUCUGUCGCUCCAAGGUCUUAGGGGGAGGUCCACAAAACCAACUAAACGUAUUGUCUCCCAUUCAUGGCCAGAGGAUUCACCCUGGUUGCAUUCUUCCUGCCCUGCUUAUUUUGACUACAGUUCAGAGGAUUUCAAUUCAGAGGAUAUAGAUGAUUUCCUGCCCAAAAAGCCACUGCCACUCCCUACCGACUCAGUAGCAGGAACCUUGACUCCGGGGAAUGAGGAGGAAGCCCAGGACAAGCUAUGUGAGACUUGAAGAGGCUCUGGGUUACAGGAUCAGUAGCUGCCUUGUCAUGGACACGUCUGUGUCCCCACUGAGAAGACUAAGGGUCAUUCAUUCAUUCAUACCCUCGUCCACUCCUCCACCCUGAUUGCCUUCUUCCUACUGUCCCUGUUGCCUAACCCCAGCUCCGGCUCUGCAGUGGAGCAGCCCAUGGGGGAGCAGGAACAGGAGCAAAGACAUGCACAAGGGGAAGGUCACACAGCAAGAACCCGAGUGUGGGUGUCACUUCAGCCCAGCCAUGUACCUGUGUCCUCUGAUCAGUGGCUCACUCUUAUCCCAAUUCUUUGAGAAUCCUGAGUCCUCAGUCUACUCCCAUGCUAGCUCUGGAGAAGAGGAGCUAUUAAAUUAAAAUUUAAUUCAAAUUAAACAGUAGAAUGACCCAGAGGGACUCAAAGCCCAUGGAGCAGAAGCCUGAGAAAGCAAAGUCUUCCUGACAAAUUUCCCCAGCUGAAGAAAAGACAGGAUGCACAGAUGAGGCCAUGGUCAUUGAGACCCUGCAGACCCUGUCAAAUGUCACCACCAUGACCGUGGAAGAGUCAGCACCUGUGUCCACAGGGAGGGACCCCAACUGCCAAUCAACGGGCUCCAGGACAGAUUUCUGAGACAUCUCAGCCGACGCCUCCUGAAAGCUGCCUCCACCUGGCUAGACCAAGGGCACCCCAGGCAGCUUGGUUGUACCUGUCCCAAGGCAGCUUUAGCUCCCACUAGGCAAGGGAGAGACUAGGACAGCACUAAGGAAGAAGCCAGAUGCCACUUGCCAUCCCCAUCAGGCAGAUGAGGGCCGAGAGCUGUGUCCUGUGCCCUGGUGCUGGCCAAGCUCCCCACAGGAGCUUGGGGCAGUGACAGCCCCUCUUGACUCCAGGAGUCCUGCUCUCCAACCCUCCCAGCAAGUUUGAAAUAGCUUUGGCACAAAGUCUCUGCCUUCCUGAAUCCUUCAGAGCCUCAGCUUGCUCAUCUGGAGGAUGGUAAACUUCAGAGGUGGGACUAGAUUUGCCAGGCUUCAGCAUGGCAUUACAUGGAUGUCACUUUUGAAAGGAUUGUCUGUGAUGGGCUUGAAUCUGCUCCACAAUCCCUCCUGCCCUUGAAGAGUAUGUUCCAGGGAGACGCUUUGAGAUGAAGUUGAUGGCCUGUUUCAUGUCAGACUUUCACAUGUUGACUGUUAGAGCCUGAAUCAGGUGGAAAUUGCUUUGGCAGGACAAGCUUGCCCCUCCCCCUUCAUUUUCAUAUUAAUAAUCUCCCAGUUUUCAUG
Tupaia belangeri chinensis (Chinese tree shrew) is the source of this 2305-nucleotide messenger RNA. RefSeq lists its product as uncharacterized. Gene Ontology annotation, biological process: positive regulation of peptidyl-tyrosine phosphorylation; defense response to Gram-positive bacterium; negative regulation of alpha-beta T cell proliferation. NCBI's taxonomy places the organism in Eukaryota, Metazoa, Chordata, Mammalia, Scandentia, Tupaiidae. Bases 1 to 1029 code for a protein of 342 amino acids. Gene Ontology annotation, molecular function: protein binding. The record is from RefSeq and is a predicted model, not a curated record. The transcript is spliced from 4 exons. Gene Ontology annotation, cellular component: external side of plasma membrane.